Messenger RNA from Physella acuta, 817 nucleotides. RefSeq names its product platelet-activating factor acetylhydrolase IB subunit alpha1-like. NCBI's taxonomy places the organism in Eukaryota, Metazoa, Mollusca, Gastropoda, Physidae. The record is from RefSeq and is a predicted model, not a curated record.
AGAAUCUAGAGUUAGAUCUAGAUCUAGAUCUUGAAUCUAGAGAUACUCGAGAUCUAAAUAGAAUCUAGAUCUAGAUUUCUAGAUCGAGAACUAGAAUAUAUAAUCUAGAUCUAGAAAACUAUAAUCAGUACAAACAAUGUCUACCCCUGCCAAUAGUAGUUGGCUGAAGGAGUGGAUGUUGAUGCACAACAGUUUUAUCAGUGAAGGAAAGCAACAACAGCCUGAAGUAGUGCUGUUAGGCGACUCUCUUAUUGCUAACAUGUGCUUGUCACCGCUGUGGCAACAGAUGUUUGAACCUUUGAACUGUCUCAACUUGGGUAUAGGGGGUGACACGACAGAGAAUGUUCUUUGGAGGAUUCAAAAUGGGGAGUUUGAUAACAUUCAGCCAAAGGUUAUUGCCAUUUUAGUUGGCACUAAUAACGUCGACCAUUCAGCAGAUAGGGUUGUAGAAGGAAUCUUGGACAUUGUGCGAGCAUUAAGAGUAAAGCAGCCUUCUUCACACAUUAUUGUUAUGGUGAAGGCUUCCAUUUCUGCAUGUGGAAAACUGGUUCAAGGGCAAGAUGGUCAGGUCGAAGAUAUUCAUUUGUAUCUGAAAAAUGUUCGUGGAACCGCAGCCUAUUGGCGAACGGCACUUAAUGAACUGAUUGGGCAAAUACGAUGUCUGGGGCCACCUACGUAUUUUGUAAUGCUGAGCUGUAAUGAUUUACACUGGCUUGACAUGCGCAAAGCUUUGUUAGUUGCUGACGGAAGGCCGGAUGAGAAUCCGAACAAUUUGACCACGUAUGAAUUACAGCGAUUGAACAAUUUCCUGUUCUAG